AUCCAGACUGUUUCCCUGAAGCUCUUUUCACUGUAGAGUUAUGCCCCAAAGUGAAGAGGAAAAAACAAUGAGGAUGAGAUAAUAAUGGCUUGAAUGGAUAUCUGUGCCAUGGGCACGAAGCUGAAGGAUACGGAGCAGACAAAAGGGAUCAAUGAUCCUGGAUCCCAACAGGAUGAUGCGAGCAUUGCAGAUGUGUCUGUGGAGGUGGCCACUGUGGAUCACACUCUCAGGAAGCUGCGCAGGAUGUACAGGAAGACCAGGCGGAGGCCGAAGGGGCUCAAGCGGCUGUUGGCCUACCUGCUGAAUGUGCCGCACAUCACCAUCAUCAUCUCAGCAGUGAUGUUCGUGGUGGUGGUCAUCAUAUGGUCACUGCUCUGGGUCUUUGUUUUCCGCAGAGAAAGCUACAGCGGAGCGUAUUUUGCCGGGAUGUUCCGUGUUGCCAAUGUGGAGUUCAUCCCUGAGUACCGCCAGGCAGAGUCUCAUGAGUUUGUAUCCAUGGCAACAAAAAUUCAACAUGUGGUGAGCAGUGUGUACAGGACAUCCUCAGUGGCCAGACUCUACAAGCAAGCUGUCAUUUCAGACCUCAGUAGCAACAAUAAGGGGGGAGUGUUGGUGCAUUUCUGGAUGGUGUUCAUAGUCCCCCAGCUGAAAACCACAGCGAUAUGUGAGGAGUGCAUAGAGGCCAUUCUCAGAGACUCCAUCCACACUAGCCUGAAGAACAGGUCGUCUGUGGGCUACCUGCAGGGACUUCCAGUGGAUAUGGACUCCAUCCUCAUCAAUGGUGUUCAGCGUUCAGAUUACUCAUCAAACACAGCAGACUCCCUGUGUGUAGAUAAGCUGUAUGCCAACCUACCUGGGACCAGUGUCCCUUUAAAUGUCUACUCAUCGUGGGGGGGUGUGAACUGCCAUGUGAAGCUCACGUCAGUGCCUGGCUCUCUGAUCCGUCUGACCGUGACCUCGUUUCUUAUUGAACCCACUGACUGUGUGUUCGACGCCCUGACUGUGUACGAUGCUCUGCUGCCCAUGAGGGGGCGCAUUCUGCACAGGCUGUGUGAACCGGUGUCCAGUUCCUUCUCCAUCGUCUCUACCUCUAACGUCAUGCUGCUGUCGUUCAGGAUGACCAGUGGUAACAAGAGCUUUAAAGGACACUUUGAAGCCAUUGCUGAGGAGAUUUGUUUGUCUCACAUUGAGACCAAAUUAGAACCUGACAUCAGUGGUGAAAUCUACAGUCCCUUCUACCCGAGCCUGCUGCCCCCCCAGUGUUCCUGUAGCUGGAAGUUUAAGACCCCAAACUCCAAUUUAGGCAUUGCAUUGCAUUUCCAGAACUAUGUUUUGAAACAGAAGGACAUGAAAAGCUGUGAUAGUGGCUGGUGGAGGGUCAACGAAGUCAUCUUCUGUGGCAUGUACGUAGGACACCACACAGUGUUUCGCAUCCCCGACCCCAGUCCAGAGAUGGAGUUUCGCUGCAGCUCCCGUAACUCUGCUCAGCCCUUUAAGGCUUCUUACCUCAGCUAUAACAUCAGCCAGCCUUGUCCAGAGGACCAGUUCUUGUGUAACACAGGGCUCUGUGUGGAGAAGAGUCGACUUUGUGACGGCCUGGAUGACUGCCAGGAUGAGAGUGAUGAGGUUUUCUGCACAAAUCCCAAAGCAACCUGCAGCCCUAAUAGCCCUCCACACCCUUUGUUUGUGUGUAAUGGGGAACUGGAUUGCAAAGAUGGAGUAGAUGAGAUCAACUGCACUCAAGAAACCAGCUGCUCUGCGAUCAGGUACAAGUGCAGGAGUGGAUCCUGCAUCCUGAAGAAAAAUGCAAAGUGUGACUAUGUGCCUGACUGUCGGGACAAAAGCGAUGAGGAGGACUGUGCCUGCGGCUAUCCCUUCAAUAAAAAGGUGAGCUCACAGAUGGCCCUUGAUCGCAUCGUGGGCGGAGUUAACUCGGUGGAGGGGGAGUGGCCUUGGCAGGUCAGCCUUCACUUCGCUGGUAGUUUGUACUGUGGCGCCUCUGUCCUCUCCUCUGACUGGCUUAUCUCAGCUGCCCACUGCUUCAGUAAAGAAAGGCUCUCUGACCCUCGUUACUGGAGAGCCCACCUCGGCAUGCUGACACAGGGCAGUGCCAAACAUGUUGCGGAGAUCCAGAGGAUCGUGAUGCAUGAGUACUAUAAUGCAUACACUUUCGACUAUGACAUUGCCCUUCUGCAGCUAAAGAAGCCCUGGCCUCCGUCCCUUGGGCCGCUGGUUCAGCCUGUGUGUCUCCCCCCCUCCUCCCACACAGUCACAGACACACACCGCUGCUUGGUGACUGGGUGGGGAUACCGAUCUGAAGAAGAUAAGGUGCUGCCCUCUGUGCUCCAAAAAGCAGAAGUGUCCAUAAUGAGUCAGACUGAGUGCAAGAAGAUCUACGGACUCAUCUCUCCUCGCAUGCUGUGUGCCGGCGUCCCAUCGGGGGAGAGGGAUGCCUGUAGGGGGGAUUCAGGAGGUCCUUUGUCCUGUCAAGCUUCAGAAGAUGGUCGCUGGUUCCUCAUAGGGAUUGUGAGCUGGGGGUCUGGCUGUGGCAGGCCGAACCUGCCGGGGGUUUACACCAGGGUCACCAAGUUCACCUCCUGGAUCUACAGCCAUAUCAGCUGAUAUGAUAAAACCCAUGUAUAGAUCUUGUUCAUUAAAAAA
Messenger RNA from Cyprinodon variegatus (sheepshead minnow), 2661 nucleotides. RefSeq names its product transmembrane protease, serine 7 (gene tmprss7). Gene Ontology annotation, molecular function: serine-type endopeptidase activity; protein binding. The record is from RefSeq and is a predicted model, not a curated record. Bases 94 to 2622 code for a protein of 842 amino acids. Lineage: Eukaryota; Metazoa; Chordata; Actinopteri; Cyprinodontiformes; Cyprinodontidae. The transcript is spliced from 18 exons. Gene Ontology annotation, biological process: proteolysis.